Molecule: messenger RNA, 2688 nt
Organism: Carassius auratus (goldfish)
Lineage: Eukaryota; Metazoa; Chordata; Actinopteri; Cypriniformes; Cyprinidae
Product: GTP-binding protein 2
Exons: 12
Coding region: 187-1959 (590 amino acids)
Biological process (GO): translational elongation
Molecular function (GO): GTP binding; translation elongation factor activity; GTPase activity
Source: RefSeq, a predicted model, not a curated record
CCGCAAACUUGGAGCGGAAGUUGUGUUGUUGUUGUGUCGUGGGGGUUGAGCCCGCCGGUUCGAGCUAUUUAUGAUGCCUCGCUCGCUGUCUUUGUGUUUAUAUUCUGUGUGAAGUGGCGGGCUGGAUGGCGUAGUCAGACGCAGUGUUUUUUCGUCGCAUGUCGUUAUUUCAGGGUUUGGGCAGGGAUGGACUCGCUCUUUGGGACCGCGGCGAACAACGGAGCCUCCGGCAGAAAAACCGCCAAAAGCGGCAGCAAAAAGUGCAAAAACCGCUCAGCCAGAUAUCCAAAAGCAAGCAAUAAUCCGCCUUAUCUACCUCCAGAGGCUGAAGAGGGAAACAUUGAGUACAAGCUGAAGCUGGUGGACCCCACGCAGUACCGCUUCGAGCACCUGGCCACACAGAUGAAGUGGCGUCUGCAGGAGGGCCGCGGCGAGGCCGUGUAUCAGAUCGGGGUGGAGGACAACGGGCUGCUGGUGGGCCUGACGGAGGAGGACAUGAAGGCCUCGCUCCAAACCCUGCGCAGGAUGGCUGAGAGGGUGGGGGCAGACAUCACAGUUCUCCGAGAGCGGGAGGUGGAUUACGAGUCGGACGAGUCUCACAGGAUCGCUGAGGUGCUCAUCAGGAAAGUGCCAGAUGACCAGCAGUUCCUGGACCUGCGGGUAGCAGUGCUGGGUAACGUGGACUCAGGGAAGUCCACUCUGCUCGGUGUGCUCACACAAGGAGAGCUGGACAACGGGAGAGGAAGAGCACGACUCAACCUCUUCAGACACCUUCAUGAGAUCCAGACCGGACGCACCUCCAGCAUCAGCAUCGAGAUCCUGGGCUUCGACAGCAGAGGAGAGGUGGUGAACUACAGCGAGUCCCGAACGGCGGAGGAAAUCUGCGAGAGUGCCUCUAAAAUGAUCACCUUCAUAGACCUGGCGGGACACCACAAGUAUCUCAAGACCACCAUCUUUGGCCUGACCAGCUACUGUCCAGACUUUGCCAUGCUGGUGGUCAGCGCCAACACCGGCAUCGCGGGGACGACCCGAGAGCACCUGGGUCUGGCCAUGGCUCUGAAGGUGCCCAUCUUCAUCGUGGUGAGUAAGGUGGACCUGUGCACCAAAGGCACGGUGGAGCGCACCGUCCGACAGCUGGAGCGCAUCCUCAAGCAGCCGGGCUGCAACAAGGUGCCCAUGCUGGUGUCCUCCACAGACGACGCCGUCACGGCCGCACAGAAGUUUGCACAGUCACCCAGCAUCACCCCCAUCUUCACCCUGUCCAGUGUAUCAGGGGAGAGUCUGGAUCUGCUGAAGGUCUUCUUUAAUAUUCUACCUCCCCUCAGCAACAGCAAAGAGCAGGAGGAGCUCAUGCAGCAGCUCACCGAGUUUCAGGUUGACGAGAUCUACACCGUGCCAGAUGUGGGGACAGUAGUUGGUGGGACUCUUUACAGCGGGAUCUGCCGCGAGGGCGAGCAGCUGGUGGUGGGACCCACAGACGACGGAGAGUUUCGUGAGCUGACCGUGUGCAGUAUCCAGAGGAAUCGCUCCGGGUGCAGGGUGCUGAGAGCUGGACAGGCCGCCACUCUGGCGCUGGGAGAUUUCGACCGGUCACUAUUACGAAAGGGAAUGGUGAUGGUCAGCCCAGAGAUGAACCCCACUAUCUGCUGGCGCUUUGAGGCUGAGAUCGUUUUACUCUUCCACGCCAAAACUUUCCACAAGGGCUUCCAGGUGACGGUGCAUGUGGGCAACGUUAGACAGACGGCCACGGUGGAGGCUCUGCAGGGAAAGGACGAGCUGCGCACCGGAGAGAAGGCCGUGGUGCGCUUCAGGUUCAUCAAACACCCCGAGUAUCUGAAGGUGGGCGCCAAGCUGCUCUUCAGAGAGGGAGUCACCAAAGGCAUCGGCCAGGUCACCAAACUCCAGCCUGCGUCACAGCACCCAUCCAAAACAGCCCCGAGUCAGUCCUGUGAAGCUUGAACACGGCCGCCACUUCAGAGGAGCUCCGUCGCACAGACGUCCACUCGUCGUGCCUUUAACUCGGUUUACAGUCAUCCAGACAGCACUGAAUAACACUGUCUGCCUUUAUAAUCACAGUUAUUCACUAACCAAAGGACAGAGAUCAAGCUUAAAGACAUCCGUUUAGCUAGUUUGGUCGUUUUUAUUACCGAUGUCAAUGAAGAAUCUCGUGGCAGCUACAGUCGUGAGUCAAAUCAUCGCUCUGCUGUACCAAACGCCAGAAAGCCGCCUCGCUGAUGUCUUUUGAUUUAUUUUAGCGUUUUCUAACGAGGUUUUUUACUCCAGCUUUAACAGCACAGGCUUUCGGUCUCUGCUAGAAGUCACCAAGUGUUCCUGCGUUCCUUGUGACGCUUCAGAAGUCGGCGUCUGUUUCCGCCUGCACUCCAGUAGCUCAGGAAAGCAUUACGUUCACACAUCACUGAUUAUGCAAAGCAGUCUGUAUUCCUGCUCUAUCGCGCUUUCUCUCUUGGGUCACUAGUAUAGUGAGCUACACUGGUGCUAAGGCUUGUGAUUGGUUGUUUUUAGAUGUUUGUUAGCUAGCGCUGUCCUGUAACCAUCGCAUGCAUGUUGGUCUCAGUACUGAAACACAUAUCAGGACACGUUCACGCUCCAGUUUCUACUAUAUCACUGUUCUGUGUGCAAUUUUAGAAGUAAAAAAUGUAUUUGAACCAAAAAAAAAAAAAAAAAAGA